GGGAGAAGAAAAAAUUCUCCAUCGUUGCCAAGCGCUCAGUGAGUAUUACUAAGCGCUCAGUGAGCACUCUGAGUUCACAGACCUCGGGCCGGGCUGGGAUCUCGCCAUCAUUGGUCGGAUACUCAGGUCACAUGAUCUUAUUUGGUAGAGGCUCACUCUCGAGUGCAAAAUCUUACGAAUAUUGACCAAUUCAUCCGUGGACUCUCUCUCCCUUUUCUUCACUUUCGAACCUUGAGACGACCAUAAGUUCAAGCCUUGGGUUUGGAUCAAGGGUCAUAAAUUAACAACAUUUUCAAGGAAUUCGUAUAAUCAUGUUUGAGCAUCUUUUGCGGGUGAUAGUUGCCACAAUGUUGAGGUCAACGUUGAACGGAUGCCACGAUCAGGGAGGGUGAGCAGAUCUCUGAGCAGAAGACGAGUGGCCGCUACCACUUUGGUCUGCGCCAUCUGGCCGUUUAUCCAUCCAUCCUCUCGGCCCUCCCACGACUUCCUGACGACUCCCAUACUCACCACCAGAGCUACUCUCCCCAUGGAAGUAGGUGUACCGGAAUGCUCCAGAUCAAACUAAUUUUGAAUAGCACGCGGGAUGGUGAACCCAACAACGGUCCCCCACUAUCGGAAGAUAAGAUUUUACGAGCGCUUUCCUUCUUUUGCAAAGUCCAAUCAUCGCUCUCUCGCGACGAGAUUAUCAGCCUCUAUGAACGAGUCGGAACGAUAACCAAGUGCCUUCUCCACUUCGACGUCGAAGACGAUGCCUCUCCACUGCAGCCACUUGCAGCCAGAUUGUGUGACCCUGACACAAAUGCUAGCUCAUUUCCAUCUCAGUUUAUUGACCCCUCCUUGAUAACUUUAGACAAAGGCCCACGAGACCAUCCUAAGACAACCUCAUUUACAUCUCCAGAUUUGGAUCGACCUCACCUCCCUACACAGUCAGGCGCGAGAGAGCUGCUGAGUGAACCAUCCUCGUCGCCAUUUGAUGAGGGAGUUCGAGGGCACUGCACCUCAGGCGCCUGCAACAAGGACAAACCUCCACCUUUCGAAAAUGCCAAUGUAAUACCAACAACACACGGCUCGGUUGGACAUGAUGAAAAUGACUUUGACUCCGUCUUUCGAGAAAUUGACGAGAUGGAUGCAUCGGGCCAUUCGCUCAAUGUUCGCCCAGGGUAUCGCGGCUGUACGACGGACCCUGAAUCUUCUACGUGUCCUCCAGGGGGAGAAACUGGCGAAGAAAUUGCAAGGGUGGAUUCCGAUGGAGAUGAUCCCAUGACCAGCCAACCAAGGACGCAGAUCUCUGACAGCAACCGCGAUGAAAGGAUAUGUCACGAUAUUUCAGUUGGCAACAUUCAAGAGCGUUCUCAUGAGAUGGCCACGGCAGGCUCCGAAGAAUACAGUCAUAGAGCCAGCCCUGACAAUACUACCUGUGAAAAUCAAGAGCAAUCCGCUGAGGCUUCUGUAGUCACCCCCGGUCCGGGCACGGCUAUCUCUUAUUCUACUCCUGAUUCAAAGACGCCAAAUACGCCGAUGCCCGCAAGCAAAAGAGUUAAAAGGUUUGAAGAAGUGACAUCAGGCAGAAGUUUUCUACCAAGUCCUUCGCAAACCCCUGGUCCCGCUAGUGGCUCAGCCGAUCGAACCCCCAACAGUUGCGAAAGUGGACGGUUAUCAGCACUUCAACCAACGGUUGAAGACGCCCCUGAUGGUACCGAGCUUGGAGACACUGGAAAUGAAUUUCCCGAUGACGACGGUUUCGAGGAUUCAGAGAUACAGUCCGUCUUAAAAGAGGCGCACAAGUUCCUGCAGGCCACAUCUUCUACACCUGAAAUGACAUUCGAAGCUCCGGAAGGAGCAAUCAAAGCAUCGUCCCGAAACAUCGAUGUUACCCCUGAAAAUGGACUUGAUCCAACUAGAGGAAGCCCCAGUAGUGCGUCUAUCUUAUCUAGUUCUAUCAACUUUGAUGAAGCUCAUCCAGUGGCAUCUCAUGAGGAUGUUGGAAAUUCAGAUGAUGACUAUAGCAACAGCCGCAAACGAAAGCUUGAUGUUGCCUCCCUCGAAGAACAUGCUGGCUCAACACCUAGCACUAUGAGUUCUUUAUCAGAUGCUCUGUCCGAUGAUGCCGGCUCCGAAUCAGCAGCUUCAUCUUCCCCGCCCGCCGAAGAAGACGAAGACGAAAACGACAUGGACAGCCAGGAUCUGCCGCGUUCUGAAUCGAGACAAGCAAGCACGGUUUCUGAGCAAUCAACCGAAGAACUGGAUGAAAUUAUGGCCUACGAGCCUGAUAUUCCGGGCUCAGUAUUUUCAAAGCUCACCGGGCAGCAAGCGGGUGAGGUCCGGCGCAUAGGCGAUCAUCUUCUUCUACGCAACCUCGCUUGCUUUCUGGGGACCUAUUCUAGGGCUUGGAAGGCCGCUGGUUUCUGGAGCGCCUCCUCCUGGACUACUACGCAACCCUCAAGUAUUGUCUUACGACCAAAUCGUGCCGGCCUCAUGACCUAUCUGGUGGGUUUACACAACGAUAAUGCCAUACAUGAUGUGAAGGUGCGAAUCGCAAGGGUUUCUCUGUUCCUAUUCUUUGAAAGAGAAAUUGAAUGUGAGCGCAGACGUGGUACUGAGGAAACUGCUUUGAAACGCAACGCCGUCAGCAACUUGUGCAACUCGAGCGGCCUAGGGCCAGUGGAGAAAAGAAAGCUUCACAAGUCAUUCCAUAAUGAAAAGAAGAUUGGUGAGUAUUGGUGGUGGUGCGUCCAUUUCUUCGGCCCCAGCUUCCUUGUGCGCUGCAGCAAGGAAGCAGGCAAAAAGAUAAACAAUGGUUCGCGUUUUCCCUUGGAUGCAAUGAUUGCGUACGUUCUGCACGAGAAUCCACUUCCCGUGAAGCCCUACCCUGCACUUGAUGAGGCAGUGAUCCGCUUGUUGAUAUCGGGAGACUUUCCUGAAGAAUUUUCGCGACAAGACGUUCAAAUGUGGGAACAAUCCACCGCCACGGGAUCACUCGCAUCUCCGGCUUGGCGACCUUUCAGUGCUGAAGCUGUCACCAGGGAAGCUCUGGCCAACCUGGAGAAAUGGGCGACAAACCCCGACAAUCGUUUGCUAACUUUUUGACCUCUUGGAAAUUCCAUAUGGUUCCCUUUCCCCAAGUGUUUGUUCUGGCGUAGACUGGCGUCACGUAGGUGGUUAUUAGGUAGCGGUGCUUUAGAUAGACCUUGAUAUGAGCUAUUUACCAACUUGGACAUCUAAACAGUUCUGUCCCAAAGCCAAAACAAGGCAACUGUAGCUUUUAAUUCAGAAUAUAGUAACCAACUCGAAGGCAUAGGGCAGAAGCGCCACAAUUUUACUGCCUAUAUGCGGUUGCUCU
Molecule: messenger RNA, 3340 nt
Organism: Penicillium brasilianum
Lineage: Eukaryota; Fungi; Ascomycota; Eurotiomycetes; Eurotiales; Aspergillaceae
Source: the annotation of a GenBank genome assembly